Athene cunicularia (burrowing owl) is the source of this 4528-nucleotide messenger RNA. RefSeq names its product limb and CNS expressed 1 like (gene LIX1L). Gene Ontology annotation, cellular component: cytoplasm. The coding region runs from base 3782 to 4513 and encodes 243 amino acids. The record is from RefSeq and is a predicted model, not a curated record. The transcript has 6 exons. NCBI's taxonomy places the organism in Eukaryota, Metazoa, Chordata, Aves, Strigiformes, Strigidae. Gene Ontology annotation, biological process: autophagosome maturation.
GGAGCUCCAUCAUCCCCGCCGGGAACGGGAGCAUCACCCCGCUGCCGGGAACGGGAGCUCCAUCAUUCCCCCCGGGAACGGGAGCUCCAUCUCCCCUCUCCCUCACAGUCUCUGCCCCCAGGGUCCCCUUUGCCCCUUUUCUCUCCCCUCCCGGUGCUGUAGCUCAGCCCCCCCGCGUCCCACCACUGCAGGGUCUGGGAUCUUCUCGGGGUGUCAGCUCCCUCUUCUCCUUCCAGUCUCGUGUCCGGGGCUCCCCUGUCCCAACGCUCCUUCCCCAGUAAUUCUCCCUCUCUCUGGGAUCCCUGUUAUAACCCAUUUUCUUUGCUCCGUGCUGCCCUUCUCUCCAGCUUUAAGGUGUGGAGCUCUCCAAGACUUUCUUCCUUCCCUGGAAUUUGCCUCCUUGGGUGAGGGCUCUGCUUCCCUUCCCUCCCCACCACUGAGCUGUGAGCGCCCUUUUCCCUGCAGACUUGGAGAAAAGACCAGAGGGACCCUCUCCCAUGGCUGUACAGAUAAAUAUAUAUUUUUUAUAUACGUAUAAACCGCUUCGGCAGGUGGUUUGCCUAUGUGGUGGGCCCGAGGAGGCUUCCUCGAUUGUUGUCGCUGGGUUAAAUGUCAGUAAUAAGGCGUUUUGUGCCCUUUGUGGAGGUUUUGCCAACGUCUGCUGCUGCCUCAACCCUCGUGCUUGGGAUCUCCCGGCCGUGCAGAGGGAGCUCGUAUGGUUUGGGCGAUGUUAAAAGGUGAGCGUGGGGUGGAAGGGAGAAUCCCUGCUUCAGCCUGAUCUAUCUGGGGCUGCGCGUGCCAAAAAUAAGAAAGUAAAGCAAAAGUGAGUAAAAUAAAACCGCUGAGUCCGUGGUUUCUCUGGGUCGGCUUUUUCCCUGAGGAGACUCGUGGUUUCAGGGGUCAAGCUUGAGAAACGUUCACGGAUCUCCUUUUCUUAGAAAGCUCUGUUGCCUCUUAAAUGCAAACUGCUGUUUUUAUGGUAUCAGAUACCUAAUCUGACGUGGGUUUUUGCUUUUAGAGGGAGAAGACAAGGUAGGGGUAGGCAAGGAUGUAGGUGGCCACAAAGGAACUGGAGCUGGGCAGAUGAGUGGCUUAAAGCUGAGGAAGUUUCCUACUUGUGCUCUACCUGUAAGAGGUAAAUGUGUGAUAAAAUGAGAGAAAGUGGAGGCUGUUUGGUUUAUUUUAGUGUUUUUUUAGAUAUUUUUAAGAAGGAGGAUUCUUCUUGUGUGAUUUAGUCCUCUGUGUAAUUCCUUUACGUCACCUUGAUGUCAGGACCAUUAAAAAAAAAAUUAAAAAAAAUCUGAUUUCUGUCAAUAAAGGCAGCAGCAAAGAGGGCUCUGCUGGGCAAUCCUGGCCCGUUCCGGGUGCCUGCACUUUUCCUGGGAUCCCCCUCGGUUCUGUGCUCGGCACGGCUGUACCUUGACGAGGAAAAUCCGAGGAAAAAUCAGCUCUGGAGGCGACUGGGGCGGGGGUGUUAAGUGCUCCACCACGCUCCGGCACCGCUGGGCUCCAAGAAUUGCAUCAGAGGUGCCCGGUGAGAGCCCCUGGAGGAGGCUCAGAUCUGGGUUUCUUGUACUCUCCUUUUUAUUUAAAAAAAAAAAAAAAAAAGUACAGAAGCGAGGAAAAAAAGGUUAAAGCACAUAUUUGACUGACCCUGUGAUGGAAAGAAUCUUCCACCCCACCCAAAAGGAGACACUUUGCAACUAUUUUGAGUUCCCGGUUUCUUCCGGCUCCGGCAGCAGGUCCAGCGGAGGCGGUCGGAGGUUUCCAAAGGGUGAGUCCUUGGCCGGCGGCACCGCCGGCGUGCGGGGGAACCGCUGCUCGCCUGGCUCGGGGCCGCCCCGGCGCCAUGUGGAAUCACUUACUCCUCUGUAUUUAAUAUGCAAGUCAGAUGUGCUAUCGUGUACACGACGCCGGGACGCGGGGUUACGCUCCAAAGCAAUAAACAGAUACGACUGAUGGUCAGAGCAGGCUCUGCUCUUCGUGUCUCCCAGCUUCUCUUCGCCUGGAGCGGCAAAGCGAACCGGGGAGCCUCAGGCAGGGGCCGCUCCAGGCAGAGGCGGGGGGUUAAGCUGCGCUCUGUAAAUCUACGGGGCUCCCCCACGCAGGUGGGGGACGGAGUUUUUCGAGCAGACCAGCAUUUCCCUCAGAAAUGCAACCAAACAGCCUGAAAGCUGCCGAGAGUAAGAGCUCCGGUGUUUUUUUGAGCUGGUGGAGAGGCUUGUUUUACUUGCGGGCGUUUAGUAAUACCUUUAUUUACGCGUCGGGUUUCCCGUUAAACGCGACCUCCUGCACGGUGCAAAGAUCACGUCAUUUUUUUUUUUCAGCAUCUUCACCGGCGUUCCAGCCAGCCGGUCGUUCUUCUCUCUGCCCUCUCCCCAGCCUGAGCGCUGUGUUGUCUUUCGUGCUCCGUACAGGAUUAAAAUCCUUCAGGGUGCAGAAGGGUUCCCUCUUUCUAUAAAAGCAGAUUUAUUUUUUUUUUCUGAAGCGUUUGGGGGGUUUCAAUGAGGUGUUUUACUCUCUCGUCUCCUAAAACCAUCCUGUCUGCGGCAGCUGGGAGCGUUGAAUCCAGUCUGGGGAUAAAAAAAAAAGCUCUUUUGGAUGCGUCUCAGCUGUCUGACCUAUUGCUCCGGUCGCUAACGAAGUUGCCCAGCCGCCGUCUGGCACAGAGGAACCCUUGUUUUGGGCUGAAAACACAACUCCGUGCCCGUGCGCCCGUCGCAUGGCGUUUCCUCGUGAACCCGCUCUUAACGCCAGCUUCUCAGACUUCGCUAAAUUAAACUAAACUGUUAAUUCCUCUGAAUCUUCGGGGUAAUUCUGUGUGCCGUGAGAGUUUGCGUUGCCUGGCGCAGCUCAGCUUUUCCCUGCCGGUUUCUUGGGUGGUCGCUGCUGCGAAGGCUCGGUUGCCCCGUGCCAAAUGAGCCCUGAAGCCGUUAGUGAAUUGGGCAUUGUCUCCCCAAAUCUGUUGGGGAUUAUGUGCAUGACUGACGCUGUCCCUGGGUCGGGAAUCUGCCUGGCUGGAGAUGGGAAGGCUGUCUGGGUAUCGGUGCACUGGAGAACUGGCAGGGAACCCGGUAUUGUUAAGUCUUCAGUGGAAAAUUGCUCCUGUCUUGCAUGUUUCAUCAAAAAAACACACACACACAAAAAAAAACCCCAACAAAUUAAACUUGAAAAUAAUCCAGAGUGACUGCUUUAUGAACAAAUGCCCCGAAAAGCCUGUGGUUGAACGAGGAGGGAAAUGCUUAGCGAGGAACUACUGUGGUAGUGACUCCUCGCCUCGCUUCAUCUCGCAGAAAGCAAUAAAAACUAAAAGGCUCGAGCUCGCCGACUUCCUAAGAAGCCAAAAAAGUGACGGCGCUGGAUGGACAACCGAAAAACUAAGCCAAGGCGGCUUGGGAUGGGCUCGGCGUCGCGCGUGGCCUCAGCUUAACCUCCCUUGUCUGUCUCAGCCCGGGAGGCUGAGAGCAGCCGCCUGGUCUCGCUCGGUGCUCGGCCGCGGCGCUGAGGGCAGAGCUGCCGUGGGCAUUUUGGGGGUUAUCUUCUCGUUUUCGUGAGCGAGCUCGCUCUGGGGUUCGGGUUCUUUUAACCGCCCUGCCUUAGCGAGGAGUCGCUUUAAUCUGUUUUGCAGAUCGUCCCGCUUCAAAGCGAUCGCUGAGAUGAGCGAGGCUCAGAGCGGGAAGCGCUGGGGGGGGAGCUGAGGGCAGGCUCUCCCUCCAGCUGCCUCUCUGGCUUCAGCACGGAGAGGAGCUCAGAGCAAACUCGAUGGGACUUUGAGCGUUAGAUGCUACGAGUGAACGUCGUGGAGGCCCUCCAGGAAUUCUGGCAGAUGAAACAGUCGCGCGGGGCCGACCUGAAGAACGGAGCCCUCGUGGUGUACGAGAUGGUCCCUUCCAACAGUCCCCCGUACGUCUGCUACGUCACCUUGCCGGGAGGGAGCUGCUUUGGCAGUUUCCAGUUCUGUCCAACCAAGGCUGAAGCCCGGAGGAGCGCAGCGAAGAUUGCGCUGAUGAACUCGGUGUUUAAUGAGCAUCCCUCCCGGAGGAUCACGGAUGAGUUCAUUGAGAAGAGCGUUUCGGAGGCCCUGGCAUCUUUCAACGGCAAUCGAGAGGAAGCUGAUAAUCCCAACACCGGCAUCGGGGCUUUUCGCUUCAUGCUGGAAUCCAACAAGGGAAAAUCAAUGCUGGAGUUCCAGGAGCUGAUGACCGUCUUCCAGCUGCUGCACUGGAACGGCAGCCUCAAAGCCAUGCGGGAGAGGCAGUGCUCGCGGCAGGAGGUCCUGGCUCACUACUCCCACCGCGCUCUGGACGACGACAUAAGGAACCAGAUGGCCAUGGACUGGGUGAACAGGGAGCAGAACAGCCCCGGGGCCCUUUCCAGGGAGCUGGCUUCGACCGAGAGAGAGCUGGACGAAGCCCGCCUGGCCGGGAAGGAGCUGCGUUUCCAUAAGGAGAAGAAAGACAUCCUGAUGCUGGCGGCCGGCCAGCUGGGGAGCAUCCACUCCUCCAACUGCUAGACCGGGCGGCAAGUC